CCAAUUUAAAAAAAUCUUUAAAAUUUAUACCUAGUCUUAUUAUUGAAUUUACUGCUAAUGGUUCUAGAAAUAUCUUGAAUGAUAGUUUUGAAAGUACCUUAUAUUCCUUUUUCUAUACCCUUUUGUAUUGUAUGUGUAAAAAUUGGCAAAUAAAUACACUCGACGAUAUGAACCCAAAAACUUAACUUUACAUAUUUGUUUCCUAUUUACAGUUUUUCUUCCUUAUGGUCACAUUUAUCAGUAUGAUUUUUGCAAGUCCGCUACCCUACGAAGACGAUCAAGAAUCUGCACCAUCAGAACAUAAUGGUAGAGUACAAAUAAAAGUCUUCAGAGGACCCACAGAGCACGACGGUCAUGAUCAUUUCGCACCUUGGGGUUAUUGGGUCAAACAACCAGGAGAUGAUCACCAUUAGUAUAGUUUAUUGUUAUCUUAUUUGUGUUUUUUUUGUUUUUUCUAAAUACAUUUUUUAUAUUUUAUUAUUUUUUAGUUAUGAUAUAGUCUUAUACUAAAUAUAUUCGUUAACUUUGGUGAUCCAAAAUGAUCAAAUUCUUCUAAACAGACUAUCGAAAAUAUACCGCCUUUACCAGGUAGGCCAGGGCAAUUAAAUUUUUUCGUAACAUAAAAUUUAACAGCAAACUAUCGAUGCAGUAUUGUUAAGGAACAUUUAUAGAUGCUAAAAACCAAAAAUUCAACAUCUA
This is a messenger RNA of Ceutorhynchus assimilis (cabbage seed weevil), 699 nucleotides long. The record is from the annotation of a GenBank genome assembly. Lineage: Eukaryota; Metazoa; Arthropoda; Insecta; Coleoptera; Curculionidae.